This is a messenger RNA of Oncorhynchus mykiss (rainbow trout), 3719 nucleotides long. The record is from RefSeq and is a predicted model, not a curated record. Lineage: Eukaryota; Metazoa; Chordata; Actinopteri; Salmoniformes; Salmonidae.
AAAUAACAGUCACGGGAGAUGUUCACUCUUGCACGGUCGCUGACAGACUGAGAGUGUUUUGGGUCAGGGACUAUGAACGGGGCGGAGCUACCGUAGCUAUCCAAUCAUAGCUGACUGGUACAUUCCACCACGCCUCUAUUUUCCGAACAUGACUCUGGUAUGCAGCUACGGCUGAGCUAUCCAACAGUGGCCGAUACAGCUAUCCACUCCCGGCUGACUCCUCCAACCAUGGCUGUAUUCUGAAGUGUCCAACCGUGGCUCUGUUAUCUAUUCCUAACCAACAAUGAAUCUCGAGAGCUGGAGAGGCGCCAAAUUCAUGUAGGGAAAGCCCCUGGCACUUCUCAGUUUCGGGCUUAGAUCGAAAUGAGUCAAACGACUUGAAGCUUUGACAACUUUGAAAUAGUAGCCAGGGGAGAAGUUCACUCUGGCACUGAGUUCCUGUAGUGGAGGCUCAGGACGGCUCUGCUUCGCGUAGAGGAAGCCCCUGGAAAUUGAGUACACAUUAAACUUGUUCUUUUUUUGUUUUACAUUGUUACGUUUUCACACUGUCAUACUCUGCCUCCCUAAAUGUCUAUUACCUCCAUGAACGAGGUGAUAUAAUAUUGAAAUGUGAAAUUAAAGACAUGACUAUAUUCUGGUUGGUUUGUUUCCGUUUUAUUCAACAAAGCACCACGUUGUACACAUAAGCAUACAUAGAUUUUUUUACAUAUUUUUUUGAAAAAUAAUUUUUAGUUUAAUUUCAAAUUCAAAUACAAUUACAAAUUCAGUGCAUAACAUGGAUACUUACAAACAGUAUCAAAAAGUACCGUAACAAUAUAAGAAUAUCAAAGCUCCUAAAAAAAAGUGCUGUUCUGCAGAUACGGUUUCGGGCUGGGAUGGAAAUGAGUGAACCGAUUUCAAGCUUUGACAAGUUUAGAAAUAACAGUCACGGGAGAUGUUCACUCUUGCACGGUCGCUGACAGACUGAGAGCGUUUUGGUUCUGGGACUAUGAACGGGGCGGAGCUACCGUAGCUAUCCAAUCAUAGCUGACUGGUACAUUCCACCACGCCUCUAUUUUCCGAACAUGACUCUAGUAUGCAGCUACGGCUGAGCCAUCCAACAGUGGCCGAUACAGCUAUCCACUCCCGGCUGACUCCUCCAACCAUGGCUGUAUUCUGAAGUGUCCAACCGUGGCUCUAUUAUCCAUUCCUAACCAACAAUGAAUCUCGAGAGCUGGAUAGGCGCCAAGUUCAUGUAGGGAAAGCCCAUGGAAAUUGACUACAGAUAAGACUUGUGCUGUUUCAUAUUGUCAUACUCUGCUUUCUUAAAUGUAUAUACUGUCCAUGACCGAGGAUAUAUAAUUUUGAAAUGUGAAAAUAAAGACAUUACUAUAUUCUGGUUGGUAUGUUUCUGUUUUAAUUCAUCAAAGCGCAUUGUACACAUGAGCAUACAUAGAUACGGUUUCGGCCUGGGAUGGAAAUAACCGAACCAUCUUCAAGCUUUGACAAUUUUAUAAAUAAUAGUUACGGGAGAUGUUCACUCUUGCACGGUCGCUGACAGACUGAGAGCGUUUUGGGUCUGGGACUAUGAACGGGGCGGAGCUACCUUAGCUAUCCAAUCAUAGCUGACUGGUACAUUCCACCACGCCUCUAUUUUCCGAACAUGACUCUAGUAUGCAGCUACGGCUGAGCUAUCCAACAGUGGCCGAUACAGCUAUCCACUCCCGGCUGACUCCUCCAACCAUGGCUGUAUUCUGAAGUGUCCAACCGUGGCUCUGUUAUCUAUUCCUAACCAACAACCCAUCCUAUCAUGUUACCACAACAACAGAGAAAUGACCGUCUAGUGUCCUCCUGCCAAACCUGGUUGUCACUCUGCCCUCUCCUGGUAGCACUGCAAAACAUCACUCAAUCAAAUCCUGAAAUAAAAUAUAAAUCCACUUUUACCAGAAAAUCACAUUAUAUGGGCUGAAUACUUACAUGAAGUGUAUGGAGACUUUACAUGACAUAAAUAUGAAUAUAUAAAAUAAACUUAUACGUGUUAAACCCGCCCACUGUGUUGAAACAGGAAGUACAUUUAUAAGGAAGUAGAUGAAUAAAUGGACACCAUCGGCCGAAGAAAACAUGUUUCUGAGAUAGCUGAUGAGUCUCUGUGGGGAGAUAGAGGAGGGGACCACUGCCUCUGAAAUGAAUCUCUCUGGGGAGAGCGAGAAGAGAGGCACUGCCUCUAAGAGGAAGUAUUCUGACCGAGAGGAAGGGGCCACACCCACUAAAAAGAGUCUGCCUCAAGACACCAGUUCUAAGAGAGACCAUGGUGGAGAGAGUUGGAUCAAACCUGGACCUGAGGACACCAGAGACCAUGGUGGAGAGAGUUGUAUCAAGCCUGGACGUGAGAAAACCAGAGACCAUGGUGGAGAGAGUUGUAUCAAGCCUGGACCUGAGAAAUUGAUUCCUCAGAGCUGUAAGACUUGUGACCAUGUUGAGGACUCCACACACUGGCUUCAGAUUGAACCCUUGACUUCCACUGUCCAGGGAGUGACAAUGUUCAGGCACAGGACACCCAGAGGGAGUUAUGAGUGCACAGUGUCUGGGCUCCGCUGGCUGUGUGAGAGAGAUGUCAUUCUGAAGUAUCACUUCAGGAACUGGGAACCCUACAGUCAACUUCUGAAAGACAUGCAGUACGCACAAGGUGGUCCAUUGCUGGACAUCACUAUGGAGUUAGGUGAACUGGAGGAAGUUCAUCUGCCACACUUUGUCUGUUUAGGGACCAACCCUUCCCUGAGGAAUGAGAUGAAGAUUCUUCAUGCAGAGGAACAUGGAGUGUCUUUAGAGGAAGUGCAUGAGGUCACCAGAUUCCAUGUUAAGAUUCUCCAUCCCAAGUUCUCACCUAUCGCUCUGAUACUGAGAUUACUGUCUUGGAACGUAGAUGUCCACUGUGAGCUGAUUCUCUAUCUGACAGUGAAAGGGGAAACAUUAAUUUCUCGCCUGUACCUGUUCCCCUGGAACCCCGGCCAAAUACAGGCGGUGGAACUACAGGAGAAGUCUCACGGGUCUUCAAGGAUUCUCAUCUCCAGACCAGAGCAGUCCUUCAAACUAUAUAGUUUCUUCAGACUGAACAUUCCCUGUUCUACCUCCAUCAAUCCACAGAAGAUUCAUCUCAUACAAAGAGACACCACACCAAGCUUUUUCAAGGCGAUUGUGAAAAUAACAGGGAUUGACAUUGAGAUGGAGUUAUUCGGUGAUGAUGAGAGGACAGCAUGGAAGGAGAAAGUAUCACGAUAUGAAUACAUCACUGACACCUGUUCAACAAGUGCUGUGUCGGGGGCAGGAGGUCCGGCUGAGAGCAGUCUGACUGGUUCUGCUGAGCAGCAGCUGCGUUCUGUACGGACAGAGUUUGUCAAGCAAGUAUCAAGACCUGUCCUGAAUGAACUGCUGGACAGACUCCUGCAACACACAGUCAUCCACCAGGAGGAAAUGGAGUCAGUGAAGGUGAUCGCUGAGAGGGCAGAGAAGGCACGUGACAUCAUCGACAUGGUGUUGAGAAAAGGAACUGAGUCAUGUUCCAGGAUGAUCAACCUUCUUGGGGAGCUGGACCCCAAUCUUUGGUCACAGCUUCAGAUCAGUGUUGGGGUACCAACCGAAUGGUAGAAUGGAUAGUAACAGUGUUGGGGUACCAACCGAAUGGAUAGUAACAGUGUUGGGGUACCAACCUAAUGGUAGAAUGGAUAGUAACAGUGUUGGGG